This is a messenger RNA of Solea senegalensis (Senegalese sole), 12015 nucleotides long. RefSeq names its product voltage-dependent P/Q-type calcium channel subunit alpha-1A-like. Gene Ontology annotation, biological process: chemical synaptic transmission; calcium ion import across plasma membrane. The record is from RefSeq and is a predicted model, not a curated record. Gene Ontology annotation, cellular component: voltage-gated calcium channel complex; membrane; neuronal cell body. NCBI's taxonomy places the organism in Eukaryota, Metazoa, Chordata, Actinopteri, Pleuronectiformes, Soleidae. Gene Ontology annotation, molecular function: high voltage-gated calcium channel activity.
UGAUGUUGACCUUGACUCCAGCUGUACUCCGUUUGAGUGGAUGAUCCUCACCACCAUCAUUGCAAACUGCAUCGUCCUGGCUCUGGAGCAACAUCUACCUGAUGGAGACAAGACGCCUCUGUCCGAACGACUGGAAGAGACAGAGCCUUACUUCAUAGCCAUCUUCUGCUUUGAGUCGGGGAUUAAGAUCCUGGCUCUGGGUUUUGCGUUACACAAGGGCUCCUAUCUGAGGAACGGCUGGAACGUCAUGGACUUUGUGGUUGUGCUCACGGGUAUUUUGUCGUCUGUCGGGUCUCAGCUCGACCUGAGGACACUACGAGCCGUCAGAGUGCUGCGACCACUAAAGCUGGUGUCUGGGAUUCCCAGCCUGCAGGUGGUGCUCAAAUCCAUCAUGAAGGCGAUGAUCCCCCUGCUGCAGAUCGGCCUGCUGCUGUUCGUGGCCAUCCUCAUGUUUGCCAUCAUCGGCCUGGAGUUCUACAUGGGAAAGUUCCACACCACCUGUUAUGAUGAAAUGACCGGAGAGACCGUGGACGAUUUGCCGUGUGGCACCGAGUUGCCGUCCCGGUUGUGUCCUAAUGGCACACUAUGCAGAGGCGGCUGGCUCGGACCCAACUACGGCAUCACCCAGUUCGAUAACAUCCUGUUUGCUGUGCUCACCGUCUUCCAGUGCAUCACCAUGGAGGGAUGGACAGAAAUGCUGUAUUAUAGCAACGAUGUGGAGGGCAGUGCCUGGAACUGGAUGUACUACAUCCCUCUCAUCAUCAUUGGCUCCUUCUUCAUGCUCAACCUGGUGCUGGGUGUACUCUCAGGUGAAUUUGCCAAAGAGAGAGAGCGAGUGGAAAACAGAAGUGAGUUCCUCAAGCUGAGGCGACAGCAGCAGAUCGAGAGGGAGCUCAACGGAUACCUGGAGUGGAUCUGCAAAGCAGAGGAGGUGAUUCUGGCUGAGGAAGAUGGUACAGGGAACUUUGAUGGUGCAAGGCGAAGGCCAACCAUCAAAACCAAAAACAACAAGACGGAGCUGCUGAACCCUGAGGAGGGCGAGGACAACAUGGGAGACGCAGUCGGUUUUGCCCGCUCCAGUAUAAAGAGCGGCAAAGACGGCUCUAAUUACAGUAAGAACGAGCGACGCAUGCGAUUCUUCAUCCGCAAGAUAGUGAAGACGCAGGCUUUCUACUGGACGGUCCUCUGCCUGGUCGGCCUCAACACCAUGUGUGUGGCUGCUGUGCACUACGACCAGCCUGAGCUCCUCUCUGACUUCCUCUUCUAUGCAGAGUUUAUUUUCCUGGGUUUGUUCAUGUCUGAGAUGCUGAUCAAGAUGUAUGGUCUGGGCAUCCAGCCCUACUUUCACUCCUCAUUCAACUGCUUUGACUGUGUGGUCAUCGUGGGCAGCAUCUUCGAGGUGGUGUGGGCCACUAUCAAACCAGGCACAUCCUUUGGUAUCAGCGUGUUACGGGCCCUGCGACUGCUGCGCAUCUUCAAAGUCACCAAGUACUGGGCUCCUCUGCGAAACCUGGUGGUUUCUCUGCUAAACUCCAUGAAGUCCAUCGUCAGUUUGCUGUUCCUCCUCUUCCUCUUCAUUGUGGUGUUUGCCUUGUUGGGGAUGCAGCUGUUUGGAGGACAAUUCAACUUUGAAAACGGAACGCCGCCGACGAACUUUGACACCUUUGCAGCAGCGAUCAUGACCGUGUUUCAGAUCCUGACAGGAGAGGACUGGAAUAUGGUGAUGUACAACGGCAUUAAGUCCCAGGGUGGAGUCAAUGACAAAGGGAUGGUGUUCUCCAUCUUCUUCAUCGUCCUCACGCUCUUUGGGAACUACACUCUGCUUAAUGUGUUCUUGGCCAUCGCUGUUGACAAUCUGGCCAACGCACAGGAGCUCACAAAGGAUGAGGAGGAACAAGAGGAGGCAGCCAAUCAGAAGACAGCACUUCAGAAGGCCAAGGAGGUGGCGGAAGUCAGCCCGCUGUCAGCUGCCAACCUCACCAUAGCUGCUAGGGAGCAGCAGAAGAACCACGCCAAGGGCAACAAGUCGGUGUGGGAGCAGAGGACGAGCGAGAUCCGCAGACAGAACCUGAUGACGAGCCGAGAGGCGCUCUACAAUGAGCUGGAGCAGGACGACUGGAAGGUGGGAGGAGAGGGAGAGGAGGUAUCGUAUCCACGGCAGGGACGCGGUGACAUGAAGACCCACUUGGACCGGCCACUGGUGGUCAACCCACAGGACAACCGCAACAACAACACCAACAAGACCCAACCUGGGGAGCUUCCUCUGGAGCAGGAGUACCAGCAGCAGGACCACAGAGCGCCCCACCACCACCACCACCACCACCACCAUCACCACCACCACCAGAAGACCACAGGCCAGCCAACAGAGCCUCACGUGAAGCAUGGAUUCAGCUGCACGUCUCUGGGAAACAUAGAGGGCGGCGUGGUUGGCCAGCAGGGGGAGGAGAGGCGGAGCCACAGGAGCCACCGCAGCCACAGGCACAGGAACAGGGAAGGCAGGGAGGCGCGCAGUGCAUCGCCCCACCACAGUGAGGGGGGAGACGCCAACCCUGAGCACAAGAGGUCCAGGCACCGCAGGACAGCCAGGGAGGGCGAGGAGUGCAGCAGGAGACACAGAUCCAGGGGGGCGGAGGUCGAGGGGGAGAAAGGCGAGGAAGGGGAGGGACGCAAAUCCAGACGCCAUCGCCACUGCAACCAGGAGAGGAGCAGAGGAUGUCGUGGCAGAAAAGAGCACCACAGCACUGGUCCCAGUCUCUCCACCACGCGACCCGUACAGCAGUACAACGAGGACCUGGACAACUUCCGCAACAACAGCAAGCUGGCCAGUGCCCACGAGCACGAGUACGACCUCCCACCAGAUCAUCCCGACCACCCGGACCACAUCAACAACCUGCUCAACUGCCGUGAUGCCGACACCCACACCCUGCUCCACAGCAUGGACAGCCUGAUCCUGACCAGCAUGGCCAAACCGGAUUACACCACCAUAGACCUGCCCCCGGUCUACCCCUACCCGUCCACCAACGCCAUCCUGCAAGUGAACAAGAACGCCAACACCGACCAGAAAAAGAGCGAGGAGAAGAAGGAGGAGGACGACGAGGGAGGAGACGAUGACGGACCUAAGCCUAUGCCUCCUUUCAGCUCCUGCUUCAUCCUGUCCACCACCAACCCGUUUCGUGUGUGCUGUCACUACAUCCUGACUCUGAAGUACUUUGAGUUCAGCAUCCUGUCCGUCAUCGCCAUGAGCAGCAUCGCCCUCGCUGCAGAGGACCCUGUGUGGCCGGACUCACCGCGAAACAAUGUGCUGCGUUAUUUUGACUACGUUUUCACAGGCGUCUUCACAUUUGAAAUGUUGAUCAAGAUGGUGGUGCUGGGCUUGUUCCUCCACCAGGGCUCCUACUUCCGCGACUUGUGGAACAUUCUGGACUUUAUAGUGGUUAGUGGUGCUCUGGUGGCCUUCGCCUUCACGGGGAGCAGCAAGGGCAAAGACAUCAGUACAAUCAAGUCCCUUCGUGUGCUGAGGGUGCUGCGUCCACUCAAGACCAUCAAGCGUCUCCCCAAGUUAAAGGCUGUGUUUGACUGUGUGGUCAACUCUCUGAAGAAUGUCCUGAACAUCCUGAUCGUCUACAUGCUCUUCAUGUUCAUCUUUGCUGUUGUGGCAGUGCAGCUUUUCAAGGGUCGAUUCUUCUUCUGCACGGACGAAUCCAAGGAGUUUGAGCGCGACUGCAGGGGCGAGUACUUGGUCUAUGAUAGGGAUGAGGUAAAAGCACAGAAGCGGGAGUGGAGGAAGUACGAUUUUCACUAUGACAACGUGGCUUGGGCCCUGCUCACCCUCUUCACUGUUUCCACUGGAGAGGGGUGGCCACAGGUGUUAAAGCACUCAGUGGACUCCACCUAUGAGAAUCAGGGCCCCAGCCCAGGCUACAGGAUGGAAAUGUCCAUCUUUUACGUGGUGUACUUUGUUGUCUUCCCCUUCUUCUUCGUGAACAUCUUCGUGGCUCUCAUCAUCAUCACCUUCCAGGAACAGGGGGAUAAAAUGAUGGAGGAUUACAGCUUAGAAAAGAAUGAGAGAGCCUGUAUAGAUUUUGCCAUCAACGCCAGGCCUCUGACUCGCCACAUGCCCAAGAACAAGCUAAGCUUCCAGUAUCGCAUGUGGCAGUUUGUAGUGUCUCCGCCCUUUGAGUACAGCAUCAUGGCUCUGAUCGCGCUCAACACCAUCGUCCUCAUGAUGAAGUUCGACGGUGCAUCAGAAAGUUACGAUAACGUCCUAAAGAACCUCAACAUUGUGUUUACCACCUUCUUCUUCAUGGAAUCGAUCCUCAAGAUCAUUGCCUUUGGCCCUCUGAAUUAUUUCAGAGACGCCUGGAACAUCUUUGAUUUUGUCUCUGUCCUUGGAAGCAUCACUGACAUAUUGGUGACAGAAAUAGGGAAUAACUUCAUCAACCUGAGCUUCCUGCGGCUGUUCAGAGCUGCUCGCCUAAUCAAGCUGCUCAGACAGGGAGAGACCAUCCGCAUCCUGCUGUGGACCUUCGUCCAGUCCUUCAAGGCUCUGCCGUACGUGUGUCUCCUCAUCGCCAUGCUCUUCUUCAUCUACGCCAUUAUCGGCAUGCAGUUGUUUGGUAACCUGGCACUGGACGAGGAGGGAGAAAAAAGUGCCAUUAGUGAGCACAACAACUUCAGAACCUUCAUGGCGCUGAUGCUGCUCUUCAGGAGUGCCACCGGGGAGGCGUGGCAUGAUAUCAUGCUGGCGUGUCUGGGAGGCAAGGAGUGUGACCCGGCCUCAGGGAACACGGAGCCCGAGUGUGGCAGCACCUUCGCCUACACUUACUUUGUCUCCUUCAUCUUCCUCUGCUCGUUCCUGAUGCUGAACCUGUUUGUGGCUGUGAUCAUGGACAACUUUGAGUACCUGACCAGGGACUCGUCGAUCCUCGGGCCUCAUCACCUGGACGAGUACGUAAGGAUAUGGGCUGAGUACGACCCCGCGGCCUGCGGGCGCAUACAUUAUAAGGAUAUGUACAGUUUAUUGCGAGUUAUCUCCCCUCCCCUGGGCCUUGGCAAGAAAUGCCCUCAUAGGGUGGCCUGCAAGAGGCUGCUGCGCAUGGAUCUGCCGGUUGCCGAUGACAACACGGUGCAUUUUAACUCCACCCUCAUGGCUCUGAUCAGGACAGCACUGGAUAUAAAGAUUGCGAAGGGAGGUGCAGACAAGCACCAGAUGGACGCAGAGCUGAGAAAAGAGAUGAUGGCCAUUUGGCCAAACUUAUCCCAGAAGACGCUGGACCUGCUGGUCACACCACACAAGGCAGCCACAGACUUGACAGUGGGCAAAAUCUACGCCGCCAUGAUGAUCAUGGAAUACUACCGGCAGAGCAAGACCAAAAAACUGCAGGCCCUGCGUGAGGAACAGAACCGAACGCCAUUAAUGUUUCAGCGCAUGGAGCCACCGCCUGAGGACGGCCAGGGGGGGCAGGGCGUGAACGGCCCCCCCAGCUCGCAGCCGGACAACAUCAACAGCAUACCUCCUGAGGGUGGCAUGACCGAGAGCCAGUCAUGGGUGACGGCCAAAGCCCAGGAAAUGUUCCAGAAGACGGGUAACUGGAGCCCAGACGGACCGUACCCUGAUGACCUCCAUGACAACCGGCACAACCCACAGACCAUCACUGACACCAGUCCAAUGCGCCGCUCCACCUCCAGUUUGGUCCACGGGCGUUCGGGUCGAGGCGUGAGGCUGGACGACUACUCCCUGGAGAGGGUGGUGUCCGAGGAGGGGAGACAAGGAGGAGGACGCAGACACAAGAGUCAUCGCACCUCGCAGCGCUCUCUGACCCGAUACACCGACGCCGAUACGGGACUGGGCACAGACCUCAGCACCACCACGCAGUCAGGUGACCUCCCACCGAAGGACUGCGAGCGGGACCGCGGCCGGACCAAGGACCGCCGUCACCAUCAUCACCACCACCAUCACCACAGCUCCGUGGACAAAGAACGCUAUGGCCCGGACCGCCACGACUACCCUCACAGGCAUCCCCACGACCACCACUGGUCCCGGUCGCCCAGCGAGGGGCCUGAGGGGCGGGGUCACAGACAGGGCAGUAGUUCGGUGAGUGGCAGUCCGGUCCCCUCCACCUCGGGAACCAGCACUCCACGGAGAGGUCGUCGCCAGCUGCCACAGACUCCCGCCGUCCCUCGUCCACAUGUCACCUACUCCCCUGCUGUUCGCAAGCCCAGCUAUGGCCCACAGGGGCCGGGGCGUCUGCGUUCGCCCUCCCCCCGACACUUCUCCCCACCAGAUCACGAGAGAGGCUACCACCACCGACCCCCAUCACGCCAGGCCUCUCCGCACCACGGAGGUUCCUCAUCCCGCCACGGUUCGCCACGUUCCCCGAGGCACCAGUCCCCACGCUCGCCCCUUCACGGCUCACCUAGGUCCCCACACCGUGGUCGCUGGAGUGGGCCCCCAGCUGGGGACAGUCUGGAGGGUGACGGACCCUUCUAUGAGCAUGAUUAUGAGUACGAGCGGCACCAUGAGCCCCCUGCCUAUGAGCAGAGUCUCUCUCAUGGAAACCCACAUCCGCAUGGGGGGAAUCCUCACCCGCACCCACGCUCACCUAGGACUGCCCGCCAUGGGCCCCCUCCGCCCCCUCACCCGCACCCACGGAGGGUGCCCAAUGGCUACCGUUCAUCCUCACCUUCCCCACAUCGACGGGGACCACCGGGGGUGCCCCCACACCCGCACCACCGGGCCCCUCACGCCAGAGGGCCCCGCAAGGGCCUGCAUGAACCUUAUAGUGAGACGGACGAAGAUGACUGGUGCUAGCAACGAUGGGGAGCAAGGGAUUAGGGAAGGAGUGGAGAAGAGUAGCAGCAGCCUCCGGUGCUCUGGCCUUGGAUAUGAAGACUUUUGAUAAAGCAGUGGCAGUGGAAAUGUUGGGGGCACCCUCAAAACCCUCUAUCCUCACAGACUCUGACUGAGAAAAAAGCGUGAUGAUGGUGUUGUGUUAGCAUUUUAUGUGUACGACACAAAUUGUGAAUAAAAUGAGGCAGAGAGCAGGAUAGCAAAGACAAGGCCCGGGCACAGUUUACCUCUGCCUCUCUUUCUCAGAAAUACACUUCGCAGAAUUCUCUGCUUGACCAGCAAGGCCAGGCAACAGAGGGAAGACAGGGAGGAGCAUGUCGCUGUAAAGUCCACUGAUGAUCUUUGCAGUUUACUAGGCUUAAAAAAGCCCUUCUCCCAAGACGGACAGGUGGUCGCUUAGUCUAAUCAGAUGCUGCGCUAUCUGUUGUCGGCCAGGUUGCUAAAGAGAGAGCCUGAAAAACACGCUGGAAAACAGAGUCCGCUGCUUUGACUCUGCGUUAUUUAAGAAAAGUAACUAAAACAAAAAGCCAGGACCCCCUAACCUUUACAUGCCAAGCUAUGCCUCCAGAAAAUCAAACUUGAACAAUGAAGAACAAAAUGAAUCUUGAAAUCAUUAAGUAAUCUUUGAGUAAAAGGGGAGUAUGACCACUUUAUCUUUAAUUGUUUUCCUUUCCAAGGUACAGAACCAGGAAGCUCCGCCUAUACUGCAAAAACCAGCCAAUCACAGCGCUGGCUGAUAUUUGAUGAGUUUUAUCAUCUCUGUUUACUGUUAAAGACUCACUUAAUGCUGAUGGGACUGGUGUGACAUCGCUUCCUGUCUGGUGGCGGUGGUGGUGGUGGUAGCAGGGGUGGGUGGGCUCAUUUCCUGUUUUAGUGCACUAAGGGGGGUGAGCUUGGUUUACUAUUGAAGUCUAUGGAAGCCGGACACUACACGAAGACCCCUCCUCCUUGCUUACGCAUCUCAGCGCACGGCAAAUGAUGACCCGACAGGAAAUGACAUCACGCGGCUGAAUGGGGCGGAGGAUAGGAAAGGAGGGAUGGGGAAAAAGACUACUUUCUUCAGUAUUUCUUCUAUCGAUUACUUCUCCUUCUUGUUCUUGUGCGGACAUUGGAGCUUGGUUCUUCUGUUGCAUUUGCUCAGCCUCCUUUGGUCUUUUUCGGAGUCCAAAAUUUGACGGAAAUCUGCAUGAAUGAUUAAAUACGUAGUAGAAAGGGAAUCUAACUGGUGUGGGUGGGACCUGGGGGCUUUAUAGGAAACUUUGCUUCUUUAGGUUGACAAAAGAAGUUCUCUCCUUACAGACUCUCUCUCUCUCUCUUUCUCGAACACAUCAUAGAUUUCUGUUCCGUUUCACCUGAAAAAGGCUUUGACAGUCGGCUCAUUUCUUUGUCUCCUUUUUCUGCCGAUAAAGUUCGAAAGCUACGUUUUUACAACCUAUUAAAAUACAGGAAACGCUGCAGGAUCAUAUUCAGGUUUCCUGUUGUUCUUGAGAAACAAGAGAGAGAGAAGGAGCGGAGAGCAGCGGACUUCUACCACACAAGAUUUAUUAUCGUUAAUAUGAAUAAUGAAAUCAAUGUCAAUGCAAAGCCACGAUGACAAUGAUGAUGAUGAUGAUUGAUUGAUUUGUUGUCAUGUUAUUUGGAGUUGAGGUUGGCUAUGCUAUGUCCAUCUUGUUUACAUUCUUUACGUUCUUACUCUGAUCUGUUGAAUGACGUUUGAUAGUUCUCGUUGCCUUCCUCCGGCUUUGGGAACAUUUCACUUUGCAGCAUUGUUUGCGUGUUGUAACGCAACUCUAAAGAAACACUCUAGCUACAGAAUGACGGAGGUGGAGGUCAGGGGAGUCUCUGCUCCUGACACUGGGUCAGUCAAACCAACCCAAAGAUCAAGAAUUCACAUUCACAGCCGGGGGGAUUUCAGUUCAUGGAGGUGUUUUACAAACCUCUGUAGAGAUUUGAGACACAGUCAAAGUUCUAUGGUUGAAUUCUUCCACUCGCAGCCAAAAAAACUUCAGAUCUCAAUCUUUACCCUCUGUUUGGCUUUGUUUAGCAGCAUUGGUGGAACAGUGUUGGUUGUACUAGGUGGCGUUAUGCUCUUUUUGUUGCCACCAGGGGGCAGUUAACAGCACAUUUUCCACCCUGCCUUCCCUCUCUGCCGGACAGCCUCCGGGCCACAUCCUGCUUUCUAGACCUGGAGUGUGACCUCCUCCUCUUAUACCUUGUGACAAAGUCUAGAAUGUAGGUUGCAGCCUAGGGAAUGCCAUAUCUGUCCAUUCGUCCAUUUGUAUGUCCGUCCUUGUGUCUGCCCGACUGUGCCAAUGAUGACCUCCCUGCUCAGGUCUGGAUAACCAGAGAACAGUCACCAAAUCACCAAUCCAAGCAUGCCAGGUUGUAGCAAAGCUGAAACCUCCUUUGCCAAAACCCACGUCAGUAUUCGCCAAACUCUCCUUUCUCGUGUUUUCCCUUCUCUGUUCAUCCACUUGAACAUUUGUUCUCUCAGUUUGCCGUGAGGACGUUAAAGGCAUCACAGGACUGAAAUACUGAGAGCUCAUCAUUUCAUCCUUAUUGUGAUGAGAAAUAAACAGUUACGUCUCUUCAGUAACUCUAGGACAAGAUGAUUAAAUAAAGAUAUUAUAGACAAUAAUCUAGAGAUAAAUAUAGAUAGAUAUAGAUAACAGGCAGAGAAUAAUUAGAGACUGAUUUAUUUUGCAAAGCGUUCAUGCACGAUCAAUGAUCCGGCUACACUUUUAAGCUCGCACUUCUUUUUAAGCCUGAAAACAAACCCCAGUUCAUACUUUUUGACUCUAUGCAGACCUCAUAAGCAUUUUGUUUUGAUGUCAUUCUGGAGGGAGAACGUCACUGCUGUGCUACCGUAACACAGAGAAAUGUAACAUGCAGAUACCCACACAUCACACCCACAGUGAAACCCCCUCUGUCUUACUACCGAUUCCUCCUCCCUCCUCAUCUUUCUCUCCUCUCCUGGAAAGCGUUGCCUCCAUACCUAGUAGCUGAGCAUAGCGUAGUGAUUGUGGUGAUGGGGUUUUUGUUGAUUUUCUCUUUGUUUAGCUGGAGUCGAGGGGCACAAACCUGAAACCCCUCUGCUUUUUCCUUCCUUCUCGAGAGGUGAAGGCAGACAGGGAAGCUUCCCCCAAACCCCGGACAGAGCCACAGUGCCUUCUGUAUCAGAGUCACAUUAGUCACCCCCACUCUCCUCACCCAACGCCACUCCUGUCCACUCACCCCUUCACCCUCUGUAGUCGAUGAGAUCAACCACACGACGCCUUAAAAGUCGAGUCCCACUGGCUCCCAUUCUAGCAACAGGGAGAGUGGUGAUUUUGAGACUGGGCUACAGUGAGGAAACAGCCAAGAGUCUAAAGUUGACAUGGGGAGAUGACAGUUGUGUGUCCGGCGAGGACAAUUGUGUGUCCAGUGAGGACGAAAACUCCCAUUCAGAUAAAGAUUUUAGCGAGAACAAUAUCAAUCAGGAAGAAUCAGAAAACCUUGUGGUUUUGACCUUAAAUACUUAAAUGGGCGGGCUUAGCGAAUGCCCCGAGCAAGCUAGCCCUCUUGGCUUCACCUCCCUGUUAUGCAUGGCACAAGGGCGCCAUUUUGUGUCCAUUUUAGAGACGUUCUGGGUCCAGUUUCAGACGGUGUAGUGAGAGUUUACAGAGGUGCAGAGCAGCUUACUUCUCAGGUCCCUGUAGGGUUAGGUAGCUAGAUAGUUAGACAACGUAGAGAAGAGUCAGCAACGGAACACGCAGGCCUCGGGUUGUCUUAUCGGACGGUUUUACCUGACAUCAUCACGUUGACCCCACCCCCUCUAUCGUCAGCAGCCCGCCCGCGCUCCAGCACUCCUCACCUAACAUGUUGACGGACAGGCAGGAAAAAACCCACCUCCAUGUUUAGCUCCAUGACGCCACUCGCUUGUCCAGAAUUGUAACAGCAGAUCCAAAAUGGCCGACACACAACACUGCCCUUGUGUGACAGCAUGUUGUGUGCAUUCCUUUCCGAGAACAAUUCCGAUUCUUUGGAAAAACAAAAAAGAAGUGAGCUUGUUUUUGUCCUUGUGUUAUUUAGGGAUUUUGGGGGAGGGAUCCCAGUGGUUGUUGCUCAGCCGCCGCUUCCGUCCAUGCCCACGCUCUGUGUGUCCUCGUCUCCAGCUUCUGUCACUCAUUGGUCCUGAGUUAUUCUAUCGCUUUCAUUGGUUCCUCGUUCUCGGACGAAGGAAAUAAAACAAACAAACGCCAACCAUCCACUCAGUGGGAUGUGAAAUUGUGUCAGUGGGUCAGUCGUGAGGCACCGUGUCAAAAAAUAAACACGAAUAAGGGCUCUCUUAAAAAAAAUGACAAAAAAACUUCCCAGUGGGUUUUAAUGUACAGUAGUGCUGCCAAAAGUUGUGCUUAUGUAGCUGAAGCCACAUCGUGGUCUCCCCUUUGUACAGCACUUGAUGUGUGCAUGCGUGUGUGUGUAAGGGGGUCAAGAGGGAGCCGGGGAGGGCGGGAGGGGCGGGGUCAGACAGCAGUGACAGAGAGAGCAUGUACGAGGGUCCUGUUUGGGGUAAAGGGAGCAGAGGUCGUAGUGAUGAUAACACACAAUUUCACAAUGGCACUGGACCACUGUCACUCUCAGACGCCAUUUUAUCACCGCCAUCACGCCCACGCUUGGUCCGACUGUGGAGGGGGCGGGGCUACUGCAGCAGGGAGACAUUUGCUGUGUGUGUGUGUGUGUUUACAGUUGUGUUCAGGUGUGUGUGGGAAAGGUUUUUUCAGCCAAUAAUUAUUAAUCGUCAAUUGAUAUUUGUUGUUCUACCAAUUUAUUAUUGAUUAAUUAUUUGAUCCGUCGGUUAACCGAGAGAACAUAAGUUUUUGUUUUUUAUAAAUUUGUACUUGUUUUAGGAAAAUGAUGAAAAUUGACAUAGUAUGAUAUAGACAGUAUCUAGUAAAAUAACAUAAUAGGGUAUAACAAAUAUUAUAAGGGCAGUGCAAAGUACAGUAUAUAUAAUAACAGUAUGUAGGUUAUACAUGUAUUCCAUUUAAACUGCAAAAAGAAUCACACAUCCGUGUUUCUUUGAAACCGUGAUGAUUUCAUCCAUCAUUUAUGAAGGAAUCACCAACAACAUCACAGGCCGACACCUUCAAGUCAAACCAAAGAUUUGUUAUUAAUCAUAAAAA